Peromyscus eremicus (cactus mouse) is the source of this 528-nucleotide messenger RNA. RefSeq names its product von Ebner gland protein 2-like. The record is from RefSeq and is a predicted model, not a curated record. Gene Ontology annotation, molecular function: small molecule binding. The transcript has 6 exons. Bases 1 to 528 code for a protein of 175 amino acids. NCBI's taxonomy places the organism in Eukaryota, Metazoa, Chordata, Mammalia, Rodentia, Cricetidae.
AUGGCGACCAUGCAGCUGCUCCUGUUGACUGUGGCUCUGACCCUGCCCUCUGUGGAGCAAUCAUCCUACAGGAAUUUUCAACAUAAUGUCACUAUUGAUGAGCUUCUAGGAAAGUGGUACAUAGUUGCCUGGACAGGAAACGUGCCUAUUCCUGAUAAGAAUAAGUUCAGCCCACUGCCACCCUUCACAUUCGUCCGGAACAUUAUUGGCAAGUUGGAGUUCAGGAUGAACAUCUCAAAACCCAUCGGGUGUGUUGAGUUCAAGGUGUAUAUGGAUAAAGUUAAACAUAACCCUGGUGUCUUCAAGAUCUGGCCAGAUCACCGCAUCAAAUUUGUGUUUGUGCGUGGGAAGGACUUCGUUAUUGCCCUUUAUGAGGGCAUUUUGAACAACAGCAUUUUGACAAUGCUCAUGGGUCGCAACAUGGCUCCUAAGCAAACAAUAUUUCAUGAUUUUGAAGAUGUUGUGGUAGAUGUGGGGCUGAAACCAAAAAACAUCAUCAGCCCUAAGUGUGAUGGUUUCAAGGAAUAG